AUGAACUUAUCAUCAAGGGAUACAAUCUCUUUCGUACAGAUCGGAAAACAGCUUAAGGUGGUGGAAUUUUUGUUUACACCCACAACUCACUUUUUGCUGAAAGAAGGAGUGACUUAGAAUCAGAGCAAAUUGAACAAAUCAGUAUAGAAUUUAAACAAUUCCGAUGUGCUCCGAUACUACUCUCUUGUUUUUAUCGUCCUCCUGACUUUACUGUCUCUUUCUUCGAUAGCCUCGCAAAUAUUGUGAACUCUAUUGCCGCUGAAAACAAAGAAGUUCACAUUGUCGUUGAUUGUAACGUUGAUCUGAUCAAGAAAUCCACAAGCGAAUCAAAGUAA
This is a messenger RNA of Pocillopora meandrina, 335 nucleotides long. The record is from the annotation of a GenBank genome assembly. Lineage: Eukaryota; Metazoa; Cnidaria; Anthozoa; Scleractinia; Pocilloporidae.